GAAAAAAAAGAAAGAGACAACUAGUCCUAAUUUGCUUUUUGUUUUUCCAAUCUUCUCUUUUUCAAUCCUCUUUAUCAAAACCCCAAGCAACCCCAACAUUCCACCCUCCUCUUUGCCUUCCAAAUCUUUCUCUCAAACCUCUUCCUCUGUGUCUGUCUGGCUCUUCUUUCUCCUAAUUAAGGGUUUUGAUUAGGGAUACAUACAAGUAUAGCUGUAAAUUUUUCUCUAUCCUACCCAGUUUGUUUCUUUUAGGUUCACAUUUAUAUAUGAAUAUGGCUCCUGUUUCACUACCUCCUGGGUUUAGGUUCCACCCCACAGAUGAAGAACUUGUUUCUUAUUAUCUCAAAAGAAAGAUAAAUGGUCGUAAGAUCGAGUUAGAGAUAAUCCCUGAAGUUGAUCUUUACAAGUGUGAACCAUGGGACUUGCCGGGAAAGUCAUUGUUACCGGGAAAAGAUUUGGAGUGGUAUUUCUUCAGUCCUCGAGAUAGGAAAUAUCCGAAUGGAUCAAGAACAAAUCGUGCAACCAAAUCUGGUUACUGGAAAGCCACAGGAAAAGACCGUAAGGUGAAUUCUCAGAGUUGUGCAAUAGGAAUGAAGAAAACCCUAGUUUACUAUCGAGGUAGGGCACCACAUGGUUGUCGUACAGGUUGGGUUAUGCAUGAGUAUCGUCUUGAUGAGACACAGUGUGAAACCAACACAGGCUUGCAGGAUGCAUAUGCUCUUUGUCGUGUGUUCAAGAAGACUACAGUGAUUCCUCCAAAAGUUGGAGAUCAACACUAUGUUAAUGUCACCACCAGCCAUGCAAAUCAGAUCAUUGCCAGUGAUCAAUCAUCAAGCAUUAACGAGCUCUACUCUGAAGGUAGAGGUGAAGUUUUAGAGAGUUCAAAUUAUUUUAUGUCAUUGGAUGCAUGCCCUUCCUCCAACAUAAAUGUGAAUACCUUCAAUAUCAAUGGUGGAAGAAGGGACAAUGAGACAACAUGGUCGCAUUUCUUAUCAGAAGACUUGCUCAAUCUUCCAACAACAUCCACUUCUUCAUUUCCCAAUUAUGGAUCCAUGAGCUAUCCUCCAUCAAAGGUGGAUGUAGCACUGGAGUGUGCAAGGAUGCAGCACAGGUUUAGCAUGCCUCCAUUGCAGAUGCAGGAUCUGGAGUUUCCUCAAGUUGGAAUUUCCAAGCUGAAGAUGGCACAAGGGUCGAGUUCCAUGAGUGGAACCAGAAAUGAAACAGAUAUCUUGCAGGAAAUUCUUUCGGUUGCUCAUGCUUCCCAGGAGUUAAUAAAUCAAUCCAACUACUCAUCACAGCCAUUCAUGAAUGCCAAUGAAAACUAUGCUCCUCAUGAAAGUGACUUCACUUUUAUGGUUGGCACCAAUUACAAUCAUGUCAACGAUAUGAACACCAUGGGAUUUGUUGACAAAGCAUGGGAAGACCAAAACACAAGAUCAAUAGAGAUUGGAGAUCUUGAUGAUGGAUUCAAGACAGACAAUUUGAGAUGGGUGGGAAUGUCCAGCAAAAAUGUCGGAAAGAGCUUUAUGGAAGAGCAGCAAAAUAUUGUUCCAAUUGAUGAUAUCUCAAACUUCCAAACUAACACGGAAGAAAACGAGAUGAAAGUAGGAUUUGAGAAACACAGUUGCAACAAAGAAAUAACUGAUACUGAGAUUGAUGAAUUUUCAAUGGGAUUCAUGAACGAUGAAGACCCGAAUGAGAACUUCCUAAACGAGGAAAACAUUGACUAUUCAAAUUCUACAAACUUUGAUGUUGUUGAGGAAACAAAAACCAAUCAUGGAAUGUUUGUCUCGACUCAUCAAGUAGCUGAUACAUUCUUUCAUCAAGUAGCUCCUUCACAAACCCUAAAAGUUCAACUGAAUCCAGUAAUGGCUGGCAAUGAGUGUAUAGAGAAUGCAAGAGUUAGCGAAGGACUGUCUUUCUUUAGAAAGUUUAAGGCCUAUGUGACAGGGAAGCUAAGAAAUCCAUCAAAGACAAUAGGAAGUGCCCUUGAAUUCAUCUUUGCAUUGUUGUUGAUGCAUUGUGUUUUUCUAAAGGAAUUUGUGGAAGAUUGGAAAUCAGAGCUUAAAAAUGGUGGCAGUGUUUACACGAUGAAGAGAAUGAGAGAAGCAGAAGAGAGAGUGAGGAGGAAUGAAGAAGAAAAAGUUUGGUUGGUUGGAAUGAAAUAUGGGAAAGGUUUUAGCAUGGUCCUAAAGAAGAUAAGCAUUUUCCUCACUAUAUCGUUGGCUCUGUUUACCAUGUGGGCUAACCAUAUCAUAGUUCACUCUUAGAAAUCAUACAUACAUACAUACCCUAAUUUUUAUUUUGUUUUUAGUUUCUAACUUUUCUCACAUCUCAUUCAUACCUUCAAAUAUUUGUAUUAAUUUUACUUCCUCACAUUCCU
Messenger RNA from Vigna angularis (adzuki bean), 2383 nucleotides. Its product is annotated as NAC domain-containing protein 86. Gene Ontology annotation, molecular function: DNA binding. The transcript has 7 exons. NCBI's taxonomy places the organism in Eukaryota, Viridiplantae, Streptophyta, Magnoliopsida, Fabales, Fabaceae. The coding region runs from base 267 to 2270 and encodes 667 amino acids. The record is from RefSeq and is a predicted model, not a curated record. Gene Ontology annotation, biological process: regulation of DNA-templated transcription.